This is a messenger RNA of Pelagomonas calceolata, 1017 nucleotides long. NCBI's taxonomy places the organism in Eukaryota, Pelagophyceae, Pelagomonadales, Pelagomonadaceae. The record is from the annotation of a GenBank genome assembly.
AUGCACCCGGAAAUCCCCGCUCGUAUUUCAGUCUUGUACCGGUUGUCCCGGAGAGUCGAGGCGACGCGGGUCAUGGCCAACCGGUACCCCGACCACUCGGACGACGAGGCGCCGCGUUCGCGCUGCUCCAGCCGGUCUGACCGUGAGUCCGACUCCUCGGGUCGGGACGCGAAUCGCGCGCGGCGCGAGCUGGCGUCGGACGCGGCGCGCUGGUCGCGAGGCCUACUAAAAACAGGCGACCAGCGCGCGGCGCCCUCUCGCGGCCUGCCGAUCAUCACGUUCACCUUGAUCCUCCUGAUGUGCGCGGCAUUCCUCCAACAACAAGAGUUGACAAUUUUGUUCAAGAAGGACAGGUGGUGGCACCUGCGCAGGUGGUGGUACCCCUUCCCCUUUCUGUUUCUCCGGCACAUGAGCUCGCUCCACCUGGCCGCGAACGUGUUCGCCCUCUUCCAAUUCGGCUCGGUGGUUGAGCCGGCCGUCGGCAAGGCGCGCAUGCUCGCGGUGUACGUCCUCUCGGGCGCCGCGGGCUGCCUGGCUCUCCAGCCGUACCGCCGUACUUGGUACGCGUACGUAUGGGAACAACGCACAAUUUGGGAAGCCUGGCAUGUCGGGGAAGGCCCGCGACCUUUUGAUUUGGAACUAGCCGUCUACACCUUCUUAGUAGGCGGCGUCGGCGCCCCUACGGCGGCGGUGCUCGGCGUCGGCGGCGUGAUGCUGGCCCUGAAUCGCCGGACGCUCUGGACCCCGUUCGGCGUCCGAAAGCCCCACGACAUCCGAGUCAUGCUCUGGGUAAACGUCGCGGUGAACGUCCUCUUGUGCGAGUGGGUCGAGGCCAAGCUUCUCUACUCCGACGACCGCGAUUACAGCGGAUGCGGCCCACGCCCGUUAACGCGGCCCACGCCCGGCUGCCCGCGCAGGGUCGAGCGCAGAGCCAGGUACGCGGCCCACGCGGGCGGCCUCCUGGCGGGCGCCGCGCUUGGGUACUUUCUGUGAAGGCGCAGCGCGCAAAAGCUUGGC